CCGCGUCAUGCGCGUCGGACGCUCCCGCUCGGCGCGUCGCCGUCACCGCGCCGGGGCGGCCUUUUGCUGGCGAUGGGAGGAUGACGUCACAGCGCCCUCCGCCCAUUUAAGUCGGCUCGGCGCGGUCGGACGCGCAGCCGUUCGGAUGGUCUCCGUUAAGUGGGCGCGACGCACCGCACGUUUGACCUUCACCAUGCCGCCGCCGCCGCUGCUGCUCGCGCUCGUUCUGCUGGCCGGACUGGGCGUCGGUUCCGCGGACGCGGGAAACGUGACCCGAGGAGCACCCCGAGACCAGCGCCACUCGGGGAAUUUCGCGGGACGCUACGAACUGGCGGGGGUGCGCUCGUUUGUGGCGCAUCAGAAAGCGGCGACGCGCAUCAUCGGCGGUCAGGAGGCGUGGGCGCACUCGUGGCCGUGGCAGGUGUCGCUGCGCCUCGCCACCAUGCCGGCGUGCGGGGGCGCCGUCCUGGCGCCGCUCUGGGUGGUCUCGGCGGCGCACUGCUUCAAAAGGUACAACAAAGCCUCUUUCUGGACGGUCCUGGCGGGAAAACACGACCUGGAUGACCCUGACGAGGAAGGACAGCAGGUGGCGGACGUGUCGGCGAUCGUGAGCCACCACCGCUACCGCUCCGGGAGCAAAGAAUUCGACGUGGCCCUGCUGAGGCUGGAGAGAGCGCUCGCCUUCGACCGCUUCGUGCGACCCAUCCGGGUGUGGAUGGCGCCGUUGCCCACGCGGGAGAAGUGCACCGUCACCGGCUGGGGGGCCACCCGGGAGAACGGGCCCCGCGCGACCCGACUUCAGGAGGUCAACGUGACCGUGAUGACCUCGGACCUCUGCCAGAGCUACUACAAGAGCAGGAUCCGAGCGCGCAUGUUCUGCGCGGGACAGGAAGCGGGCGGAGUCGAUGCGUGUCAGGGCGACUCUGGCGGCCCCCUGUCCUGUUACGACGGCGGGCGCUACGGCCUGGCGGGCGUGGUGAGCUGGGGCGUGGGAUGCGGUCGGGCCCGCAAACCCGGCGUCUACACCAAACUCCAAGAGCACGCUCGGUGGAUCGCAGACGUCAUCGAAAACCAGGACGUGGCCUACGAGGUCAAGCCGAGCGAAGAGGAAUGGUGCGGGCGGCGGCGGAAGGCCGUCUGCCAGAACCUUCCGGGCCCGGCGGGGCUGCGGGCGCCGCGGGCCGGCCCGGCGAGAGCGGAGAACCUGACGGAGGCGUGUCCGGGGGCGUGGCCCUGGCAGGUCAGCCUCCAGGCGAACGGCGUCCAUUACUGCAGCGCGGUUCUGAUCCGCCGCCGCUGGGUGCUGGCGGCGCGACACUGCGCGGUCAGCGCGGGAGAGGACGUGGCCGUCUUGGGGGGGCACGACCUGGGCCUGUCUCCGUCCCAGACCGUCCCCGUGGACCGGGUCUUUGACCCGCCCCAGGAAGAUGGCUUCCCUCCCAAAAACGACCUCUCGCUGCUCCGCCUCGCCGUUCCCGCCAGGCUCGGCGCCGGCGUGACGCCGCUUUGCGUGGCCGAAGAGGACGAGGAGCUGGAUGACGGCUGGAGAUGCAUCAGCGCCGGCUGGGGGGCGACAUCGGCCACCGCCGGCCUCAAUGCGGAGCGUCUGCACCACGCCGGGGUUCCGCUGGUGGAGCGCACCAAGUGCCGGGCCGAGUGGGGCCGGGGCCGAGUGGACGAAGGCCACGUGUGCGCCCACCCGGUCGCCGGCGCCGCCUGCGCGGGCGACUCGGGGGCGCCGCUGUUCUGCCAGAAGCACGGCACCUACUUCCUGUUCGGGUUGCUCACAUGGGGCAGUCGUCGGUGCGACCCCGGCAAGCCGGCCGUCUUCUCCAAAGUGGCCGAUUACCACUCGUGGAUCGGCGAGGUGACGGACGGCUGACGCGGCCCGGACACGCGUCGCCAAUUCAAAGCAUUAAAGGUUAUU
This is a messenger RNA of Hippocampus comes (tiger tail seahorse), 1927 nucleotides long. It is a transcript of the gene ovch1, whose product is annotated as ovochymase 1. The transcript has 14 exons. Bases 8 to 1882 code for a protein of 624 amino acids. Gene Ontology annotation, biological process: proteolysis. The record is from RefSeq and is a predicted model, not a curated record. Lineage: Eukaryota; Metazoa; Chordata; Actinopteri; Syngnathiformes; Syngnathidae. Gene Ontology annotation, molecular function: serine-type endopeptidase activity.